AUGACAGAUGAAGAAUCAUCUUCAAUAAGGAUUGAGCAACCAUCAUUAAAAAAAUGUACUUUCUACUCAUAUUUUCGACGUAUAUUCGUUCUUGAUAAUGUACCAAAUCAAAAACAUCAUUAUCCAAUAUUUAUUAUCAUAAUGAGUAUCCUACAUAUUGUCAUUUAUCUACUUACAUAUACUGAUCACAUUCAAGAUGGUCAUAGCUUCAUAUCAGUCUUAUAUCGUCUUGGUCGAUUAUAUAUACCAUGUAUGCGUCCAACAGAACAAAAUAUUCGCAUGCAUAGUGUAUAUUGUAAACCAUAUAUAAAACGUGAUAUAUGUUAUUAUGACGAGUUACUCAAAUAUGAAUGUUUUUCUUUUGCCUAUCCACAUCAAGUAUGGCGAAUGAUAACUGUUAGUUUUCUUCAUAUAAAUUGGCUUCAUCUAAUAAGUAAUCUUUCAGCACAACUCAUACAAGGUAUUCCACUUGAAUGCAAGUAUGGUACACGUUACAUUCUUGUUAUUUACUUGGUAUCAGGAGUAGGAUCUAGCUUGCUUGGUAUGUACAGAUUAGGCGACAAAGGUAAGUAA
This is a messenger RNA of Rotaria sp. Silwood1, 573 nucleotides long. Lineage: Eukaryota; Metazoa; Rotifera; Eurotatoria; Philodinida; Philodinidae. The record is from the annotation of a GenBank genome assembly.